CUUGACCCAGUUCUGCCUGCAUGCGCCUUGGAUCCUCCACCGGGACACCCCCAAGCUCUUCUUAUAACCGGCCGUUCCAGAGCCCACGCAAUAAUGCAGAAGCUAGCACGCACUUUGCCGUUGUAAUCGCAGUGUUACUUCUGCCGGCGCCCGGGAGGACAAACGGCGAGGAAGCCAUGCCGGUCAAGAGCGGCGCCAGCUUCCGGGCCUCGGCGCUGCCCGUGAUAGUCAUGGCGCAGCUCCUCGCCGCCGCCGUGCUCACGCUCACGCUCGUCUGGGUGCUGCACUUCAGGGAUGGCGUUUCCUGGGAGUUGAACUCCACCACCCAGCUGGUUUACACGGUGCAUCCUCUUUUCAUGGUGAUCGGCUUCAUCAUCUGCACCGGAGAAGCGAUCAUGGCGUACAGGAUCGUCCUGGGCUCGCGGACGGCGAAGAAAGCGGUGCACCUGCUGCUUCACCUGCUCGCCCUCGCCUUCGCCGCCGUCGGGCUGUACGCCGCCGUUAAGUUCCACAACGACGCCGGUGAUCCCCACGUCCGCUCCCUCCACGCCUGGUUGGGGGUAGUCACUAUAGGCCUCUACGCUCUUCAGUGGCUGGUGGCUUUCAUGUACUUCGUGUUCCCAGGGGCCAUGAUGACGAUGAGGGCGGACUACGCACCGUGGCACAUCUUCUUCGGCGUCGUUAUCUUCCUCAUGGCCGUCUGCACCACCGAAACCGGUCUCGUCAGGUUCAUCUACCGCAUCGUCGGAUACCCGAGCGAGGCCUUGGUCGUCAACUUCACAGGGCUCGUCAUCCUCAUGUUUGGCGUCACCGUCGUCCUUGCUGUCAUCCUUCCUUCCAGAUACUAGUUAGCUUACUGUCACUCUUAAUUAACUUUUGAGUGUUACCCCUGCUCGUUGGGGGGAGGGGGUUUUAGACGCCGCACUAAAAAUAGAACUAGGGACAGGACACCGUUUGUUCUAUUACAGUAAUUAUUAUCAUUGUGCUUGUAAGGAGAAAAAUGUAAAGUUCAUCCAAUGGUGACAUUCCCCAUUUCAUAAAUACAUGUUUUAAUUUUAUGAGUA
Messenger RNA from Brachypodium distachyon (stiff brome), 1064 nucleotides. Its product is annotated as probable ascorbate-specific transmembrane electron transporter 1. Gene Ontology annotation, molecular function: oxidoreductase activity. Lineage: Eukaryota; Viridiplantae; Streptophyta; Magnoliopsida; Poales; Poaceae. The transcript has 4 exons. Bases 21 to 848 code for a protein of 275 amino acids. The record is from RefSeq and is a predicted model, not a curated record.